Messenger RNA from Daphnia pulicaria, 1007 nucleotides. Its product is annotated as transcription elongation factor SPT6-like. Gene Ontology annotation, cellular component: transcription elongation factor complex. The transcript has 2 exons. Gene Ontology annotation, molecular function: histone binding; nucleosome binding; metal ion binding. The record is from RefSeq and is a predicted model, not a curated record. Bases 213 to 998 code for a protein of 261 amino acids. NCBI's taxonomy places the organism in Eukaryota, Metazoa, Arthropoda, Branchiopoda, Diplostraca, Daphniidae. Gene Ontology annotation, biological process: transcription elongation-coupled chromatin remodeling; transcription elongation by RNA polymerase II; mRNA transcription by RNA polymerase II.
AAGAACUUUUGGAAGGUCUCUAUCUUGUAUUUGUGAAGCGAACAAACGAAGCUGGCGUUGACAUCAAUUGCGCCAUUCACCACCCUCACACGGCAAAUUUGAUUCAGUUUACAUGCGGUCUCGGACCCAGGAAAGCUAAAGCUUUAAUCCAAACCCUGAAGCGAAACAAACAGCGAUUAGAGAAUCGAUCUCAGUUGGAGACUGCUUGUCACAUGGGUCCAAAGGUUCUGGCCAAUUGCGCUGGUUUCAUUAAAUUUAACACAAAUGCGCUGGGUGACGGUGCCGAGUCGUCGGUCGAAGUGCUAGAUGGUUCUCGUGUCCAUCCGGAUGGUCGGUCGCCAUAUCAACGACUAUCUUCUGAAGAUAUCUUCAACAUGGACAUUAAGGAAACUCCCCAAACCUUUUCUAAGGGCAAAGAGGUCUCGGCAACCGUCACACAAAUCCAACGUCAUAAAACCAAGCGAGAAGAACUGGACACAGCCAAUCCAAGCAGAAACGAAAGUACUGGCUCUCGUCUGGAUCGUUCAACUCGUAAUCAACAACCUGGCUGCAGUAGCCGGGAUGACCGUCGCCAAGGUGGCGGGAGUCCAGGUAGCAGCAAAAGUUAUCGAACUUCAAGUUCUCCGUUGCCACCGCAACGUUCAUCUCGGAGCACCCGUUCACCGUUUGCCGUUGCAGCAAAGGACUACAUUCUCGUGGCUCCCAGUUUGCGCUCCAUGCCUAUUGAAGCCACCCCCAUCAAUCAGGCCAAAAGAAACGAUCGCAGUCGAUCACCUAUGAGACGUCCGUCUUCUCGUCCCCCUGUCGUGGCUCCCGCAUUUGAUUUGCCGCCGGUCGUAGCCCCUGCCCCAGCUAAUUUCUUCCCCCUCAUCCCUCUCGAGGUAUUUCAGUGUCCAUAUUCCCGAGAACAGUGCCUGAGGGGCGAUCUCUGCCCGUAUGACCACGGAGAACCGCCGGAUGCAGUGUUAUUGAGGUUGUUGUCAUACAUCUCGGGUUGAAUGGUUGAU